ACUGCCCAGAGUCUACUACAGAAGUACUUUGUGGAAGAUUACCAAGUUGUGUCUUGCCAGACAUUAUAUCUUCAGUACUACAAGAAAGGCAACAUCUGUUAUCCUUGUGAAUUUUUAACUAGCUAAGUAUUCCUAAUUAAACAAUUUUACUUUUUGAUAUUGGGAAUUCUAGCUAAAUAUGCAUGGUAGUUAAUAGAAAAAUACAUGCUAGUAAUACUGUAAUUAAUAAUUUUCAGAAAAAUCUGUAUAAAAACAAGAUAAAAUAAUAAUAAAAGUGAUGUUGAGUGUAUCUGCAGUGUUCCACUACAUAUAUUACUCUUUUAACACACAAAACAAAAAUUAUGAUAGUGUUUUAAUGCACAAUAUAAACUUUAUUAGUGCUUAUAAGUAGGGAAAGUUUUGCUUAAAUAAAUCUUAACAUGGGAAUAUGUUCAUAAGGAAAACUGUGUUUUCACUCUCCAAAAUAGUUGAAAAAAUUAUCUUGAAAUAACUACAUAAGGAAGAUUAACUAUACCAAUGUUGUAUGACUUUAAUGUUUUAAAUGAAAUACCAUUGUUUAAAAAAUAUGGAAACACAUAAAGAAAAUAAACCAUAUCGAUGUUCAGAGUGUCUGAAAUGUUUUAGUGUAAAAUGGAAUCUGGUGAGACAUAUGAGAGAACAUACAGGAGAUAAACCAUAUCAAUGUUCAGAGUGUCUGAAAUGUUUUAGUGUAAAAAGCAGACUUGUGACACAUAUGAGAGUACAUACAGGAGAUAAACCAUAUCAAUGUUCAGAGUGUUUGAAAUCUUAUAGUCACAAAAGCCAUCUUGUGACACAUAUGAAAGUACAUACAGGAGAUAAACCAUUUGAAUGUUCAGAGUGUCCGAAGUGUUUUAGUGUAAAAAGCAGUCUUAUGACACACAUGAGAGUACAUACAGGACAUAAACCAUAUCAGUGUUCAGAGUGUCUGAAAUGUUUUAGUGUAAAAAGCAGUCUUGUGACACAUAUAAGAGUACAUACAGGAGAUAAACCAUAUCAAUGUUCAGAGUGUUUGAAAUGUUAUAGUCACAAAAGCCAUCUUGUGAAACAUAUGAAAGUACAUAUAGGAGAUAAACCAUAUGAAUGUUCAGAGUGUCUGAAAUGUUUUACUGAGAAAAGCAACCUUGUGAGACAUAUGAGAGUACAUAGAGGAGAUAAACCAUAUCAAUGUUCAGAGUGUCUGAGAUGUUUUACUGAGAAAAGCAAGCUUGUGAGACAUAUGAGAGUACAUACAGGAGAUAAACCAUAUCAAUGUUCAGAGUGUUUGAAAUGUUUUACUGAGAAAUGGAAUCUUGUGACACAUAUGACAGUACAUAGUUUAGAUAAACCAUAUCAGUGUUCAGAGUGUCUGAAAUGUUUUAAUCAAAAAGGCAAUCUUGUGACACAUAUGAGAGUACAUACAGGAGAAAAACCAUAUCAAUGUUCAGAGUGUCUGAAAUGUUUUAGUCUAAAAGGCAGUCUUGUGACACAUAUGAGAGUGCAUACAAGAGAUAAAAAAUGUUAGUGUUAAAUGUUAAAGGAAUAUUUUAGUUUUAAACUCAUCAGAAUAUAUAAAGUGAAUGUACCAUAACAGUGUUGAGAGUGAAAUAUGUUACUAAUAAUAAUAAUAAUAAUAAUAAUAAUAUCUUUAAUUACUACAAUUACAUGUACAAGGUAUAGAGGCCUAGCUGGCAUCAGUGACAUUCUACUAUAUAGAAAGCCUCUUAUUAUGCUGAGCAUUUCCUGCAAAUUAGGUCCUUGGCCCAGGAUGCAACCCACACCAGUUCACUAACUCCUAGGUACCCAUCUUACUGAUGGGUGAACAUAGACAACCAGUGUAAAGAAACACGCCCAGUGUUUCUACCCACACCCUCUUCAAGGAGGGCUCCUUGAUGUGGUGAAGAGGCUCUUGGUCUGAGGAAUUAAACCUGUUGGUCUCCUUCCUCAGACCGAACCUCAUUUUCGCCCAAUCCCCUUUUAUCUAUCCCAUUAUCCCCAUCCUCUCUUUUUCCUUUCCUCCUCCUCCAUGCCCCUCCCUUAUUCCCUUUGUCUUUUUGGCCUUUGGGUUUCUUCCCACAGGCAUCCUAGUUCCUAAGUAGAUGUAAGGGUAGCAGGGUCCAUUUCAUUCCAUUGAGGUUCUUGGCAGUGGUGUAGUUUGCCGUGGAAUUUUGAUCGCAUGGAGAUGUCCCGAUCCCUCUCCGAUCUCCCGAGGAGUGCCUUUGGGUGUCUUUCGGGCGAUGGGUGUAUCUCUGGAGGCCGCCUUUCAGAUUCAAAGCAUCAGAGAUCGUGUUACUGAAAGAAAUAUCUUAAUUGGUUUUAAUAUGCUCAGGCAAGUCCAUUCAAACUGCUGCACAGAAGCUCUUUAAAUUUUCCUCAGCAGUGGUGAACACCCCUCCAGAUGGAUCGAAAAAACUGAACCCACCCUCCACAUGAACCAGAUACAUGAUCUAUGUCAAGUAAGGCAACAGGGCACUUCUCCGCUCCAUGGAAUAUUAUCCCAUUCCAAACUACCAUUCUUCCAUUUUCACCCCCCAAAAUAUUUUUUGAAUCACAACCAAAGCUUUGCCUUACCUGGAGCUUACCUGGAGAUGAUUUUGGGGGUCAAUGCCCCCAUGGCACAGUCUGAGACCAGGCUUCAUGGUGGAUCAGGGUCUGAUCAACCAGGCUGUUACUGCUGGCCGCAUGCAAGCUGACUUACGAACCACAGCCCGGUUGGUCGGGUACUGUCUUUAGGUGCCUGUCCAGUGCCUUCUUGAAGACAGCCAGGGGUAGUGCUGCUGUUGCCGUAUAGAGUUAUGGCUCUCAUAAAUAAAUUGGAGCAUGCAUCAAUGACUGGGCCUCAACCCUUCAAACAGAACUGCCAUACUCCUUGCACUCAAAUGCAUCCAUGUGUCUAAAGUUGACACUUUAAUUGUAACUGAUUCUCUGUCAUCCAUAAAUGCUCUCAACUCAUUAAGUAUAAAUUGUGGCAUGCUUGUGUCAGAAGCCAGACUCCUGGAAAAUCCUAGAGGGACUAGUACCAAACUUGCUCACGAAAAUCACUC
Molecule: messenger RNA, 3041 nt
Organism: Cherax quadricarinatus
Lineage: Eukaryota; Metazoa; Arthropoda; Malacostraca; Decapoda; Parastacidae
Source: RefSeq, a predicted model, not a curated record